CUGUUCAGCAAGACUAACGAUCACUUUGUCCGCAGUUUGUUCGAGGGCAAUGAAUCGAACGUACGUCUUGUAGAAUAACUAGUGUGGAUAGUUAAGUGGUUGGCUAGUUCAAUGCAGCUAACAGGUAAGUAAUAAAAUAGUCUCCUGGGUUUGGCAUGGCCGAGGGAAGCGGUAAUGUUAACGUCAAUCCGGCCAACCUCCCACCGGGAGACCCGCAGCUCAUCGGGAUGAUUGUGGAGCAUCUGAAAAACCGGGGUCUUUUUGAUGAGUUCCGUCGGGACUGUUUAGCCGACGUCGAUACAAAGCCGGCCUAUCAGAACCUGCGACAGAAAGUGGACAACUUCGUCACAUCGCACCUGAGCACGCAGAACUGGAACCCGUCCAUCAACAAGAACCAGAUGAGGAACGGACUGAGGCAAAGUGUUGUUCAAUCGGGCAUGCUGGAGUCUGGUGUGGACAGGAUCAUAACUCAGGUCGUGGACCCCAAGAUGAACCACACUUUCCGACCGCACAUAGAAACAGCCAUCCACGACUUUCUGUCAGGGGACAGGAAGGAGGAAAGCACCUCGAGUUUGAACUCUGCUCCAUCUGAACAGACAGAACCACAAGAGGCUCCGUCUGCCUCUGGCCCCAAAACCCCCUGAGUCUCUCUCUCUCUCGAUACAGGCACACAUGCUGGUCUCUAGUGGUCUGCACAUUCUGUGUGGCUGCAUUAACCUUUGGAAAGGUGCAGCAUCGGACGGGUGGACGAUGAAGAGGAGGAAAGAGGAGGCUGUUUUGUGCCUCCAAUUCAAUGGAUUAGUCAGGAGUGUGUCAUUGCUCCUGCGUGAGGCUGCUUCGGGAGAAGGGCUACAACGCUGAGUGGUGCACUGUCGUCGUUUGAGUGUGGAUUGUUAAUUUUUUUUCGGUACUGGCUUUUUUUGUUUGUUUGGGUUUUU
This is a messenger RNA of Pundamilia nyererei, 938 nucleotides long. RefSeq names its product biorientation of chromosomes in cell division 1 (gene bod1). Lineage: Eukaryota; Metazoa; Chordata; Actinopteri; Cichliformes; Cichlidae. Bases 156 to 644 code for a protein of 162 amino acids. The transcript is spliced from 4 exons. The record is from RefSeq and is a predicted model, not a curated record.